Molecule: messenger RNA, 186 nt
Organism: Postia placenta MAD-698-R-SB12
Lineage: Eukaryota; Fungi; Basidiomycota; Agaricomycetes; Polyporales; Adustoporiaceae
Exons: 1
Source: RefSeq, a predicted model, not a curated record
GCCCUCGUCGCAACCACUGGACUCACAUUACAUGAGCUUCACUGCCGCAUGGGACAUGCUUAUGCACCUGCGCUGAAGAAGAUGGUCCAAGAUGACAUUGUUGUUAGUGUCCAUCUCGAGAAUACGGAUCUUGUCUUCUGUGAGAUCUGUGCAAAAGCAAAGCAGCCACGAGAACCAUUCCCGUAG